CGACUCGUGGAUGGAUAAUACAGACAUGUAUUUUUUUUCGGAUGCUGUAACAAAAUCUAGAAAGUAUUGUGCACAAUUGCAAAGUGAACAAUGUGUUUAUUUUACGACUACCACAAAUUGAACAUUAUAAUAAUCAUUUUUAAAUGCUAUAGAAACCGUUUCUGUCACCCUCAACGAGUUCAUGCAAAACACAAGGACUGCAAACAUCUAAAGAACCAACGAGUUCGAAGCAAAAUGGGCGCCGAAGAAAGCUUUCUCAUCCCACAAGGUUCAGUGGAUGACUACCCCCUAGCCACAAUUACUUUUAAGACGAAGCCAUUCGCUGAGGGCAACUCCCGACGAGCUUAUAUGGGCACCUACGACGGCGACGAUCGCUUAAAAGGAAAACAGUGUGUGGUGAAAGUCUAUAAAGAUCAUUAUAACGAAGAACUGAAACAACAUGCCUGGAAAGCAGACGACCGUGCCUACACCAAAGCAACCGAGAUGGCUGAGUUGUUCAACGCUAGACAUCAAACCAACAGACCAAUUGUGUUCUGUAAACCUGAAUUCGCCCGUGUUAAAGCAAAUGAUGCCACCAUUAAAAGCAUAUUAAAGAUGCCCCCUUCAGCAAAGGUUGCGAUUGAGCGGUACCUUGAGGGGAAAUUCGAGAAGUUCAAUAGCAACCGUGGAUUCGUGCACGCUAAACAAAUGGCUUCACCUGGAGCCUUCAGUCACUUCAGCUACAUCGAAUCCAAUAAAGAGUUUUUGAUUUGUGACUUGCAAGGAGUGCGUACCAAUUCAGCGUACAUGCUCACUGACCCGGCUGUUUGCAGCUGUGUACAGCCUUUUGGGGCCUAUGGUCCAACCGAUUUAGGCAUAUUCGGUGUCCAAAAAUUCUUUAAAAAGCACGUCUGCAAUGACUUAUGUAGUGGUCUGGACAAACCAAAGUUUGAAAAGCUCACACCAGACGUACAAAAGACAAUUGAUGACGUCAAUGCAGUCAUGCAAAGUGACAAUGCAGAGACAGACAACACGUAUCGGCUUAGUUCAGAGGCAAGGAUCCCAAUUGAAGUAAUGGAGAAGGCACAUAAUGAGGCGAUUCAAAUCGUCAUCUGAAUAAUCACAAAUCAAAUGUUGCUAUCUAUAAGUUGGUUUUAUCAAGCGAUUUUUCAAACAGGCAUGCCUGACGUUCUGUGAAUGAAAUAUCGCUUUGUCUUAUCAAGGGUGAAUGGGUGUUCUGGAACGACGCAGUGAAUACACUUUUUAUACUUUUUCUGGGUGAUAUGUUAAUCGCCAAUAUCUGGCGUCGUACAAUGGAAUCUUAUUAAAAACCGUCACACCAUGAAAUGGUCCCCAAGCUUGUUGCGACAGAAGGACUGUCACAACAGUCGACCCAAUGCGCGUUUGGAAAGGGACGACAGAUUUCGCGCACUGUGAUUGGCCGACGCGUUGCAAACUCUUGGAUUGUGAAUCGCGCAUUUCAAUUUAAAAUUUAAGCAUGUUGUGGGUGAAAACAAGAAACAAAAAGGGUAUACAAAAAUGGUUAAUUAAAACCCUGCGUGACUGUCAGCCUCUAUCUUGCAGCGCGGAAUAACGUGCGAAAUAAGCCAAAGUCAUGCAUCCUCAAUGCGCUAGGGUUAGAAGGAGUGUCCCCGUUCGGUGACCCUGAAUAACCUUUGACUCCCGUGACCUUUGACCUUGAAACUUUCAGGAAAGGCGCGCUUUUUGGCCGUCUCCCGUCUACAUCUAUCUUAAAUCAGUGGGGUGAUGUUCGUGUGUAAACACAAGCGUUUGUAAAAGUUCCUUGCUUAACGUUUUGAGGGUUUAUCAGCUAUAUGCAUUUCAUAAAACUCACAUUGAAAAUAUUGUUUUUUAAAUCUCUUUUUUAUUUAGUUUCUAACAAAGUCUCCCCCCCAUAAAAAGGAAAUGCAACGCUUCAUAGUUUAUUUUAAAGUCGAAGAUGUGGUAUUUGCCGUUAACGUAGUUAAGUAGAUGGUUAAGUAGUUCUCUAUUAGGGCACCCUUUUUAUAUUCUAUGGUUCUCAUUUCCAACCGACCCCAUUUUGGGCUCGCGAUCACAAAAAAAGCUCUUUUUCCCCGCCGACCCUGCUAAAAAGACCUAACCCCCCCCCCAGAAAAAAAAAAUGAAGGCAAAAAAUUGGCCAGCAUGACCUUUAAAAACAAAAGCCCUGAAAACCUACGAUUUCGCAAACGACCAACAGCGACGGUCGGCGUUCGCGUGAACAUUCGGUACACCGCGCCUUUCCGUGGGUUCGUGUAUUCUUUUUUUUUUUUUAAGAAUUUUUUUCGACCGACCGACCUUAUCUCAAGUGAUAAAUGAUAACCAUAGAAUUUUUAAAAAGCGCCCUUGUUGCCAGUGUAGGAUCCUUGAUCCGAUUACGGGACCAUCCAAUUCCAGUGUAUUUUUUUUCAGAGGCCCUGUGUAGCUUUGCAAUUCUAGCAGCAGCACGGGUUUUCAGAAAAUCAGGAUGUUUUUGUGUGUUGAAUAGUGUCCUGUUGAUGAGGGUCAUUGUGAUAAGUAUCCACAAGAAAUAAACACACAAAUAUGAACAUUUUCAUUAUUGCGUAUAGUCAUACGUUUUGUGUAUUCCUGUUAUUUUUAAUGUUAGAAUAGAGAUUCCUUGACUAAAGCCACGUCAAUACUAACAAUUGAAGGCUUUGUCUUUGUUUCAAGGAUUACAUAACGGUACUAGGUGUGGGGUUUUUGUCAUUAAUUUUUACCCCAGAGUUUUAUUGUUCUGUACUGUUUUGUAAAAGCAAUUACUCUUUCAAAUAAAUUAAACAAACGAGAACUCUUUAAGUUCGUAGAAGUUAGAAGAGGUCAAUUUAUUAAUACGUUUAUUACUAAAAUCCUGUUUUUUCUAGGUGGAACAUAAAAGCUCGGCUUGGAUAGUGUUUCAUGCACUUAUUGUCCACUGUGCUUCAAACGUCUGCCUAUAAUGUUGAUUUAUUGUAAUGAAUACGAGUACGAGGGUGCGGCAUUUGGAUUUUUGUAAUUUCUUGUUUUUUUGUCCAGCUUAAGUCGGCAGUCGUAUUUUUCUCACGCUCUUCUUCCAACAGUAAAAAUGUGUGCGCUGCGCGUUUAUGCGGUAUGGCACAUGAACGCAUUGGUUUGGAGUCGCACAGCACACACUUUGUAAAUGUACACAUGGACUGGCGUAGAGUGAAAUUUCGACUCCACAACUGCAACCUCAUUAAUUAAUUGGGUGCGCCGACAUGACAAGGACGAUGGUCAUAAUGUAGGGGUUAGAAUCGACAAAUUGGGUGGAUAAAAUGGUACAGUCAGUAUGUUUUGAACGAAAAAAAUAUCCAAUUUGGCCAACUUCCUGACCAAAGAUCAGCAACCUGAGGGGCUCUCUAAAAACAAGAAUAUGUAAACUAUCUUGAGGUUUUAAUGAUCGAUUAGACACUAAAUAAAGAGUUGAGUAAUUACACAUAAUAAAGUCCUCUUAUGUAAAAAAAAAUUAGUGUCGCUGACAAUUCCAAGAAAAGCUUUAUUUUUGGUAGCAAUUUAGAUUAGUGAGUGUAUACCGUAAGUGUCGUAGAAAAUACCUUAUGGUGAAGUUGUUUUGUUGUCAUCUCUUAUUCAGAAGAUACACGCCAUCAGUGCGAACUUUAUUGUGGUUCUGAAUACUCUAUACAAAGUACAAUUUGAGAGUGGCAACAUUUCUGAAGGCUUUUGCUUGUCAAACUAGCUUUACAAUUAUAAUGUGAAAGUAAUUUUCAUGAUUAUGCUGGACAUAAUUUGAUAACAUUCGUUACCUGCAUUCCGAUGUAUAAUUAAUGUAAACUAUCUCUCCACAUCAGCAAAAGUGUUUGUAGAAUGUUUUAUAAAUAAGUUUACAUGUUUCAUUAUGGUUAUUACCCUAUGCGACGAGAAAGUAAAGAUUUUAGCCACUGACAAGACUACUAAA
This is a messenger RNA of Acanthaster planci (crown-of-thorns starfish), 3913 nucleotides long. RefSeq lists its product as uncharacterized. The record is from RefSeq and is a predicted model, not a curated record. Lineage: Eukaryota; Metazoa; Echinodermata; Asteroidea; Valvatida; Acanthasteridae.